AAAGAAGACUCUGGGAACAGGGAAGGACUAACAAGAUAGGUUGAUUGUUCUGGCUUAAUGACAGAGCUCCUACUUUCACUUCCACCAUCAGUCACUUGUUCGCUGCACUGAUAAAGACUCUGACCUUUCCUGUUGGAUGAAGGCCUCCAAUAAGACAAAAUCACUUAGCAACCCUGCAGCUAUAAAGCUUCAGAGGGGUGGAUAUGACCUCCCGUCCCAUGAUGCCCUGGCACAGAUCCUACCAAAUGGCCGCUACCCUCUCAAGGGAGCGAAGACGGAGCCCCACAGAGCAGCCCAACAAGAACAGGAGAAGCCAGAGGCUGCACAGGCCAACAAACCCAACAUUAACCACACCUAUCAAGUACAUCAUGCCCAUCAACGACGCUCUCUGCAUAAUCUGGAGGAUGAUCCCCACAUGGCAGAGAUCACAGACCUCCAAACUAAGGAGGUGGAAAACUAUCGUUUAGCCAUGAGUAAGAUGGCAGAGGACAUCAUAGCGCUGAGGACACAGGUGGUGACGCUGGAGACAGAAAACAGUCAGCUCCGCACUGAUCUGUCUCUGCAGCAGGACCUUGGCCGAGACCUGCUGGAUGAUACUGACAUUGACGUCAUGACCAAGGCUGAGAUUGCUGACCGUAUAGCCUCUCUGAAAUUCAAGCUGGCCAGUGAGACCAGUAAGGCUGCCUCUCAAAGGGACAGGAUCCAACAGCUGCAGAAUGAACUGAUUAGGAAGAAUGACAGUGAGAAGGAGCUACUUAAACUUCAGAGAGUCCACCAGCAGCAACAGCAGGAUCUGCAGCGUCACCACAGUCACAUGACAAAGAUGGCAACUUUGGAGGCCACAGUGAAACAGCAGGAAAAGGUCAUUGAGAAGAUGGAGAAAGCGUUAGACAGCAAACUCAGAGAGAAGAAUAAGCAGGGUGGUGACAAGAGGCUGGUGGUGAAAAAACAAAAAGGUGAGACUGACCACAGAAGGGAAGAGAUAGAGUCGGCCCUGGCAGCAGAAAACGCUCGUCUCAGAGGAGAGCUGGACAGGAUUCGGCAGCAGCCUGCUCCAGUCAUCAUACAGCAGGCAGCACAGACAAAAGACGCACUGCCACUCCAGGAGAGACUGAGUUUACUAAAUAAACUGGAGAUGGCCAAGGCAAAAGUCCAAACCCUGGAGGCUCAGCUGGAGGAGAACUCUAAAUCAUGGGGGAGACAGAAACAAGAAAUGUUGACCAAACUAAGUGAGCACAGGCACGGCUUCGUCCGGACGUCCACUACAAUCCUUCAUAACGUUCCUCUGAGGUCUGCGUCACAGUUAUUGCAUCAGCCGAGCAGACAGAGGAAGCAGAAGCCUUUAAAAUGACCCAGACUAAACACACACACACAGAAAAACUUUUCUUUCAGGGUGUCAACAGGUCCUUAAAGAGUCUUAAUAUGUCUUCAGUUAAGUUUUCUUAAUAUAAGGCCUUAAAAAUAUUAAACUGUCUUAAACUCAGGUUUGAUGGGUCUUAAAUAUUUUCUGUCACAUUACUGCAAAAAUGAUAUCUGUAGACACCCUGUCUUUGAUUUCAUGUUCCAAA
Epinephelus lanceolatus (giant grouper) is the source of this 1568-nucleotide messenger RNA. Lineage: Eukaryota; Metazoa; Chordata; Actinopteri; Perciformes; Serranidae. The record is from RefSeq and is a predicted model, not a curated record.